Molecule: messenger RNA, 1833 nt
Organism: Zophobas morio
Lineage: Eukaryota; Metazoa; Arthropoda; Insecta; Coleoptera; Tenebrionidae
Product: cyclin-Y-like protein 1
Exons: 3
Coding region: 271-1287 (338 amino acids)
Biological process (GO): regulation of cyclin-dependent protein serine/threonine kinase activity; regulation of canonical Wnt signaling pathway
Cellular component (GO): plasma membrane
Molecular function (GO): cyclin-dependent protein serine/threonine kinase activator activity; protein kinase binding
Source: RefSeq, a predicted model, not a curated record
AACCCCCGCCUGUCCUCUCCCCGCGCGUGCAGCCCCCUUUCCAAGCCUCUUUCAACCGAAAAAAGCCCCUUGCAACCCGUGCAACCCCGGCGCCGUUGCAACUUACAGCCCAACCUGCAAACAUCCUUCAAAAAUUGACAGUUCUCAUCCGAGCAUCGCAAUGCAUCGCGAAGCCCCUGCCUCCCAGUUCGGCGCAAAAACAAUGUAAACGCGCCCCAUCGCCCCUCCAUCACAUAGCCAUGCCAUCGCGCUAGCCGGGGCCCCGCCGCCAUGGGCAACAAGAACAGCUGCUGCUCGUACUCCAGCCCCCAGCCCAGCCACCGCGUGAUCAUCCCCAUCGAGGACACGCUGCACGAGGGCGAGGUGAGCGUGAGUAACCUGCAGCACAUCAGCGAGCGCGAGGCCGACGACGGCGACGCCGACCCCUCGCAGGACCCCACGGCGCGGACCAUCUUCAUCGAGCGCUCGAAGACGGCCAUCGAGAAUGGCAUGAUCCGGAGGAAGAGCCAGCACCAGAUCGCGGAUUUGCGGCCGCUGAAGAAGAGCAGCUCGUGCUCGACGAUCUAUUUGGACGAUAGCACGGUGUCGCAGCCGAAUUUGAAGAAUACGGUGAAGUGCGUCGCUUUGGCGAUUUAUUAUCAUAUUAAGAACAGGGACUCUCAGAGGGAGAUCGAUAUCUUCGAUGAGAAGCUGCAUCCGUUGACGAGGGAUGGGGUGACCGAUGAUUACGACAAGCACAAUCCGGAGCAUAGGCAGAUCUACAAGUUCGUGAGGACUUUGUUCAAUGCGGCUCAACUGACUGCUGAGUGUGCCAUUAUUACGUUAGUGUAUUUAGAACGGCUCUUGACGUACGCUGAGUUAGACAUACAACCUUCCAAUUGGAAAAGAAUAGUGUUAGGUGCAAUUCUCUUAGCUUCCAAAGUAUGGGACGACCAAGCCGUCUGGAACGUAGACUACUGCCAAAUCCUCAAAGACAUAACGGUAGAAGACAUGAACGAAUUAGAGCGCCAGUUCCUCGAACUCCUCCAGUUCAAUAUCAAUGUCCCUUCGAGCGUAUACGCAAAAUACUACUUUGACCUACGUACCCUAGCAGAAGCGAACGAACUCACGUUCCCCAGCGAGCCCCUGAGCAAGGACAGAGCCCAGAAGCUGGAGGCCAUGUCCAGAGUAAUGGAAGACAAGUACACGGCCGAGGCCAUCAAGAACGGCUUGAAGAAGUGGUCCAGCCUCGACAACAUAACGAACGGUGGGACGGCGGCGAGGAGAAGCGUCGCCAUUUUGUCGUGAUCAAAACGUAUUUUUUUUAUUUUUUAUGAGAUCUACCAAAGUAUUUCUAGUGGAAGUUAUUUUAUUUUUCUUAGAUCUUUCGUACAUUUUUUUUUUUUUUCAAAUCAUAUUUAUUAUUAUAUUAUCGAUGCUUGUGUUUGACUUAUUUAUUACUGGCAACUCACAAUUAUCUUACGUAAUGGAAAAGCCUAAUCGACUGUAUUUACUUAUACUGUGUUAGAUGUUUUGGUUGCAGUGUGUCACUUGGUUCGUAGGUGGCGUCUCGGUUGUGAUGCACUGCCAGCGAUUGCCAACAUGUACAUAAAAUUCUAGUGAUUGAAACUUUCCAUUCCAAAAUGUAUGUCAGGGAGAGUGUUUCUAGAUGCCGAGAAGAGGAGAUUAUAUUAAAAUUGCACAACCCUGCUUUUCAUACACGUCCACUAUAUAAAAUAAGUGAUUUUUGAUAAUUAUGUUGGAGGACAAUCCUGUAAUAUGAUGCCUAUUUUCAAUUUUUAUACUAUACCAGGCUUUGUCUAGAAAAAGUGAAAAUAUAUCUGGAAAAAAAGA